Molecule: messenger RNA, 801 nt
Organism: Cotesia glomerata
Lineage: Eukaryota; Metazoa; Arthropoda; Insecta; Hymenoptera; Braconidae
Exons: 2
Coding region: 1-801 (266 amino acids)
Source: RefSeq, a predicted model, not a curated record
AUGACCGGAGUGCGAUUUGCUGAAAAAGAUCGAAUGUUCCAUCUCCAAAUUGAGCAGGCUGAAUUGGGUCCUUUUGAAAAAAUCGUCCCAGAUACCGAGGAGUGGAAAGAACUGGGGGACUUUCAGUACGACCCAGCAGACGAAGGGAGUUUUUCGAUGAAGAAAGGAGAAGAGUUCGUUAAAUUGACGGAGUUUGUAGACUUUUCUUUCGUGACCCUCGAUCAACGGACCAUCAACCUGGACGCACUCUUUGCUGACCCCGGGCAAGUUCUUAUCGGAGCCCGAUUCGUUUUCAAUGUCAUGGAAGAUGCCUUUGAGCUGCAGAUCAAGUCUUGGCCAGUCGAUUUGAAAACCGGUAAGUUGGCGGAAGGAAAUCCGUCUGAUGUUGAAUGGAUUCGAUGGGAAAAUUUGAAGAUGCGCUCGAAAAACUACGACAGACCCAGAAGUACGAUUGAUAUCGGAGAAGCCAACGAACCUUUGAGAACUAAAAAAUGGAAUAAUCCCAGCUCAGUUCCGAAUCAAAAACUUAUGAUACGAGCGACGAAUUUUAGGGAUGAUUUGCAACAACACACGAUUCCUUAUUUGGACCUUCAAUCUGUCACCUAUUCUACGGCUAAGAUUCCUCUGCGUGGACUACAGCUUAUUUACAGGGGAGUUGAAGGUAAUGGAGGAUUUUUGGGCUUCAGAAUAUUUGGUGUUGAUUUUACUGAGGAUUUUAGAUGGAAAAUGCCCACCAGUCAAUUCAAUAAAUAUCGAUCUUUUUUUCACGAAAAUUUGACCCUGCAAGACUCACCUAAAUAA